AUAUCAUCACUUCACAAACCAAGAUGGCGGCCGUACAGAACAGGGGCCGGCGACACAAGUGGGCGAUAGACUUCAGUCACAGGAGAGGUGAUCGACAGAUCCAGCCGACCUCUGACCUCCCGUCACCUGUCGGGUACACGGACAAAACUGUGACGGACGUGUCGGCCAGGGACAAGGACUCCAGUCUGGUGGCUAAGAGAGCCUGGGAUGUGGCCCUGGGUCCCCUGAAACAGUUACCCAUGAACCUGUUCAUCAUGUACAUGUCUGGAAACUCCAUCUCCAUCUUCCCCAUCAUGAUGGUUGGGAUGAUGUUCAUACGUCCUGUCCAGGCCUUCCUCUCUGUCAAGAGCACUUUCAAGAACUUUGAAGGCACCCAGGCCCUGGCACAGAAAAGCGUGUACCUGGUGUCUAACCUCUUAGCGUUAGGCCUGGCCCUGUACAAGUGUCAGGCCAUGGGUCUCCUCCCAACUCACUCCUCCGACUGGCUGGCUUUCAUGGAUCCACAACAGAGAGUGGAAUAUUCCAUGGGAGGCAUGGUGGUGACAUAGAAGAAGAGUACAAGAGCCUUUCGAUUAUGUCUACUUUAAACUACAUGUUCCUUGUAAUCAGUUUACCACACAGUACUAGUUUCUGUACACUACAGCAUAUGGCAUCAGAUACAUGUACACGUCAUUUUAGGCCUGUAUUUUUUUUUUUAGUCAUCUAUUAUGAUCUAAAUGUUGUAUGUGAGGUUACGCUGCAAUAUUUUCCUUUGAUUGACGUGAAGUGAAUACAAUCCAACUGUGAUUGCACAAAGAUUGAAACAUGUAAUAAGUAAUGUAUGAUGAUUUAUUUAUGGAACAGAACAUAAACAUAUACUACCAUUGCUUCGAUAAAUAUAUGUGUAUGCUGGUUUCGUUAAUGUAACCUUUGCUUCAGAGAUGUGUAUCUCCUAAGAGAAAUUCUAUGUGGAUAUGCAUGGGUAACAUAAUGACACCCUAAACCAUUCUGUCCUAGUUCUGUCAGUUAUUAUUUAGGAGUGUCCCACUAAUGUAAAAAUACUGUAAAUGUAUACAUCUGCAAAAGGGUUUUAGAAAUGAAUCAGAGAUUAGUGCUUGGGAGAUAUUCAUUAAAAGGCCUGUUUUCAGAUGGUAUAGAUAAAAGGCAAUUUGCACAUUUUGGAGUCCAAAUCAAUUAUAAUUGUAACUGGUCUGGGAGUUGAGGUGUGUUUUUGCCUGAGACUGUUAUCUUUGUAUUCUUUUUCUCAUUUGCUCAUUGAUAAAUACAACUUGCUGAUA
This is a messenger RNA of Branchiostoma floridae (Florida lancelet), 1277 nucleotides long. RefSeq names its product ER membrane protein complex subunit 4-like. The coding region runs from base 24 to 548 and encodes 174 amino acids. Gene Ontology annotation, cellular component: EMC complex. The record is from RefSeq and is a predicted model, not a curated record. The transcript is spliced from 5 exons. Lineage: Eukaryota; Metazoa; Chordata; Leptocardii; Amphioxiformes; Branchiostomatidae. Gene Ontology annotation, biological process: protein folding in endoplasmic reticulum.